Messenger RNA from Apis florea (little honeybee), 3377 nucleotides. Its product is annotated as deoxycytidylate deaminase. NCBI's taxonomy places the organism in Eukaryota, Metazoa, Arthropoda, Insecta, Hymenoptera, Apidae. The record is from RefSeq and is a predicted model, not a curated record. Gene Ontology annotation, cellular component: cytoplasm. Gene Ontology annotation, molecular function: dCMP deaminase activity; zinc ion binding.
GGCGCGUACUUACGGAUAAUUUUAUUAAAUAUAUAAAAUUUGUGUAAAAUAAAUUUAAUAUAUCACAGAAUUAUAAAAACAUAAUUUUAAUAAUCACUUUUACAAUUUUAUCUUUUAUAAAUAUUAAUUUUUUUUAAUAAUAUAUUAAGGUUAGAAAAAUUUGCACACGUGCUAUUUUAGCUAAAGUUAUAAAUUUUAUUUAAAUUUUUAAAUAAAAAUUUAAGUUCUUUAUGUUAAUUCUAACUUUUUUAUUUAUGUCAUAUUAUAUCAAUAAAAAAUUUAUAAAAAUGGCACUAAAUGAUACUAAUAAUUCGGAAAUCAAUUCUAAAUGUUUAAUAAAGAUAGUGGUAAAAGAGAAAAUUAUAUAGAUUGGGAAGAUUAUUUUAUGGCUAUAGCUUUUUUAAGUGCAAAACGUAGCAAAGAUCCUCGUACUCAGGUUGGUGCAUGUAUUGUGAAUGAAGACAAACAAAUUGUAGGUAUUGGAUAUAAUGGAAUGCCUAAAGGUUGUAAUGAUGAUGAAUUUUCUUGGUGCAAAAAUUCCAAUGAUGAUUCAUUAAAAAAUAAAUCUUUAUAUGUAUGUCAUGCUGAAGUUAAUGCUAUUUUAAAUAAGAAUUGUAGCAGUGUUAAAAAUUGUACCAUUUAUGUUGCACUGUUUCCAUGUAAUGAAUGUGCUAAAGUAAUAAUACAAUCUGGAAUAAAAUUAGUUAAAUAUGUUUCGGAUAAACAUGCAACAAAGAAAAAAACUAUUGCUGCAAAAAAAAUGUUUGAUGCAGCAGGUAUUACAUACAGCCAAUAUUGUCCAAAAAACAAACAGAUAAUAAUUGAUUUCACUGAAAUAGAUAGUAACAAUGAAAAUAAUUAACAAAUUUUCAUGAAAAUAAUGUUUAAAUUUGUAAACAAUAUUAAUUGUUUGGUAACACAAACAUGGCAUAGUUUUACUGAAUAUUUUUACUGAAAAAUUAUGGUUACCAAUAUUUACAAAUAAAAUUGAAUUAGGUACAGACGGAAAGUAAGAAUAUCUCUACUUAUUUUAAAUUUUUACAAGUCUAUUUUUACCUUUAACAUUAAUUAUAUAAUAUUAUGGAAAAUAAAUAAAACAAUGUACAGAAAGUGAAAGAACUUUAGCAAUAAUACAAAGAUACUAUGCAGUGUUAUCAAGAUAAUAUUAUUUGCAACUAUAUUGCAAACAAUAUACUGUACAAGUGUAAACAGUGAUACGAUAAAGUAUGGCAUGAUAAAAACAUGUAACAAGUAUCUAUCAUUUCUUUGAAAUGAUAAAAUGAUCUCAAUAUUCUUUACAAAACAACUGAAGGAAGGGCGAUUGUUGAUAAUAUUUUUUUGUUGACUCGUUAUUAAUAUAACAACAAACAGAAAUUGAACAUAGAGUUUUGACAUAUAUGAUAAUGAUAAUACGUCUAUGUACAUACUAUACAUAUCCAUGUUUUUGUCUUUAAAAUAUUAUUUCACUUACGUUUGUAGUCACAACUAUGGAGUAAAGUUACAUAAAGAAAGUAAUUAUACAUGGUGAUUGAAUUCAUCAUAUAGAAAAAUAUUUAAUUAAUAUUAUGAAAAUGUAUAGAAAUUUUAUAAAGAGACAAAAAUAUUAAUAUUGUAAAAAACAUAUUUAACAUUAUAUGUAUUAUCUUUUAGGAAUAUAUUAUUUGAGCUUCUUUCGCAUAUAUUACUCAAUGAAUUAUACAGUGUAUAAAUAGCAAUUGCAGAAAAUAUAAUAGUAAAUUUCCGUAUAAUGCGAGGUACCAUAAUAUAUCAAAGAUAUUACGAUUACUAUUUUCAUAUAACGCGAUUCCUCGUACAAUGCGAUAUGUACAUGUUUUUUUUUAAUCAAUAGCAUAUAUAUACUAUUCAUUAAAACUAUUUGAUAAAAGAGAAAAUAAAAAGAAUAUAGAAAAUAAAGAUUGAUAUGACAAUAAUCAUUCUAAAUAUGUUACUUUAUAUUAUUCGUAUUAUACGAGACAAAUUCUUGUAUAGCACGAUUUUUUAUAACGCAAAUUUAUACAAUCGCGUUAUACGGAAGUUUACUGUAAUAGCUUAUUGCAAAUGGCAGUAUUAUAUUAGUAAAUGUACAAUGAUUAAAAUAAUAAAUAAUCGCAAUUUAUAUGUUAUUAUUAAUUUGCUCGAUUUUCAAAUCCUUUUAAUUAGUAACAGGUCAUCUUAGAAGUUACGUAUAUGUUAUAAACUUUAUAUAAAAUCUAUAUGAUGAAUUCAUUUACAUGAGGAGAUGGAAGAGGAUGUGAGUUGAGGUAUCCAUGCACUUAUUAUUUGCUCGUUUGAUUAAAUAAAGGACUUAAAGGCAAAUUUGAACUGAAACCUUUUAAAGAUUGAUAUACCAUCCUUAAUCAACAUUAUUUAUUUCUUAAAGAUUUGAUAAUUAGUUUUACGAGCGAAAUAGAAAUUUUUAUAUCGAGGUAACAACCUCCGGUAAAGAUUGGAGCAACUAAUAUAUAUAUAUACACAUUAUCUUUCCAAAAUUUAGUAAUUAUGCAUGAAUUUAAGCGUAAAAUGUAAAUAAUAUAAUUUAAAAAAAAAAAUAGUAUUAAAAGAUAAAAACGCUUCGGUAGAUGCAUGGUCAAAAAGUUGUAAUGUAUGAUAGAGUGAUGUAUGAUAAUGUGCAUUAUUUUUUCUAAUGUAAAUUGUUUACAUUUCGUAUAUCGAUAGACUAGUAUAGUAAUCAUAUAUUUUAUUUGCAUUGUACAAUAAUUAAAUGACUAAUGGCAAAGUGAAUGAAUAAAACAUCUACAUUAUCGCUUAUGUUACGAUAUUAUUUACGUAGCCCUGAGAAACAUUCCAUGCAUUUACAGAAGGUAUGAAUUUAAACAAUAUAAUCAUGUUCAUUAUACUUUGAUAGAAGAUUAUUCCAUCGAUUAAUUUUGCAUGUAGUGAAAUUUUAUUCGGCAUGUUUUAGGAGCAAAUUGAAAUAUUAAAUAUAUAUUACUAUGAAUAUCGCUUGAUGCAAAUAUCUUAUUUUUAUGAUUACCAUUAAGAUGAUAUUUAGUGAGCUUUCAACACUGCCAUAUUAUUAUAUUAACUAAUCGCAAAAUUAUAUUCUAUGACUUAAAUAAAAUAGGAAGUGUGGUAUGUAUAUUUAUAUAUAUAUAUUGUUAACGUAAUAGUUGAAAUAUAUACAAACAUUAUCACUAGUUUGUAAUAUCUGCAUUUUGUUGAACUUUUUUCAUUUUCAUUCAAGGAAACUCACAACUUAUAAGUAUAUAUUGGCAUUUUGAAAAAUAAACAAGGCAAUCAUAACAUCAUUCGAUUUAUAUCUGUAAAUUUAAACAUUAUCUUUUAUUAAAAUUUUUGUGUAUCUGAUCACAUACAGAUAUAUGUUUUUUUAUUCUGUUUGUUUGUUUUGCUAUUGA